Homarus americanus (American lobster) is the source of this 207-nucleotide messenger RNA. RefSeq names its product spindle assembly checkpoint kinase-like. Lineage: Eukaryota; Metazoa; Arthropoda; Malacostraca; Decapoda; Nephropidae. The record is from RefSeq and is a predicted model, not a curated record.
ACCACCACAACCAACUCAACCACAACUUCAACCAACUCCACACUCAAUCAAACAACCAACUCAACACCACUCAAAUCACAAUCCACCCUCAACACCACCAACUCAACCAAUCAACUUCAACUCACACCUUCACAACUCAACUCAACCACCACCACUCACAACUCAAUCAACUCAACCACCACUUCAUCAACUCAAUCAACUCACACC